Messenger RNA from Habropoda laboriosa, 1651 nucleotides. RefSeq lists its product as uncharacterized. The transcript is spliced from 8 exons. The record is from RefSeq and is a predicted model, not a curated record. Bases 396 to 1268 code for a protein of 290 amino acids. Lineage: Eukaryota; Metazoa; Arthropoda; Insecta; Hymenoptera; Apidae. Gene Ontology annotation, cellular component: membrane.
AUCGUCUCAUCUUCUUACCCGACACGUUUAUACACCUUCGUUCGUUGUUCUUCCUCCUCCUCUGUCUAAUUCUAAUCACCGCGGUGGAAACAAAAUUUGGCUAAAAAUCCUCUCUCUCGCGUUGGACUGGACGAAAUAAAAAAAAAAAAGAAAGAAAAAUUCCUCUCGAAGAACGGUUCGUGACCUGUUUCGUGUGGAUCUCUUUUUCACGGAUGCUCUCAAGCCUCGAGGACGAACACGACUACUACUACCUGUUCCAUCGGCAGUAUCGUAGCUCGCGGUGGUGCCGUAAGUGAGGUGAAACGUAACACGGAGAAGAGAGUGGAGUUGAACGGGGAAAAUCGACGGGAAAUAAAGGAGACGAGGAAGAAGAAGAAGAAGAAGAGGAUACCAAGAUGCCCUGUUCCGCGGUGACGCUGUCUCUCGCGACCAUAACCGGUAUCAUUGCCACUGGCCUCCUGGCAAUCGCCUUUUCCACGGACAACUGGCUCUACACCGAGGUCAAGCGCGCCCAAAUCCAGCAAUAUGCAGCCAAGCAUGCCGAGCAGAGCCACUUGGUGGAGCAAAUGAAUACGAAAUACUAUUACUACACGAGGACGCAGGGUCUCUUCAGGAUAUGCUAUCCCAAAGAAAGACCACCGACUGGAGCCGUUCAAACGUACCUAAGUCCUGUGGAGACGCACUGCAUGAACAUCAAUUACUUCAUUCCCGACGAGGAGAAUCUUACGAGGGGCUUCUCCGACGAUGCAAUGACUCGACUUCACAUGGGCAGAUCUGUGAUAGCUCUGUUUAUAGUGGGAUUCGUUGCGAUCUUUACGGCAUUCUGGACGGGAGUGGUGGGCUGCUGGAAGAGGUCACCAGGAAAUAUCACAGCCACCGCAAUCUUGAUGUUGCUAGCAUGCUUGUUAAGCGCUAGCGCCAUGGGUCUCUGGCACGGGGUGGAAUAUUACGAGAAAGAGAAAAUAGUCGGAGAAGAAUACUACCAACAAUGGAGCAACGUCCUGAAGGACAACUCACUAAUCUCGUACGACUGGUCGUACGUGGUCGCUUGGGUCGGCGUCGGUUGGUCGUUGGUCAGCGCGAUCUUGUUUAGCGCCGCGGCGAUUUGCUUGAGGGGCGAGAGAAUGCGCGAGGAGGCGAUGAACAUGCAGUACCUCAUGCCUGUAUAUCCCCAGAAGCAACAAUAUGCUUAUGCCGGCUACCCGGCACCUGCCGCAUAUCCAGGACCAUACUAUCACGGCUCGCAAUACGGACCAUACAACUACUGAAGGGAACCCGCGUCAUCUUUAUCGACAGAGGAAAGAGUCUUGAGCGCGGAGCGUGAGACGUGCUCGCAAUGAACAAAACAUAAUCUGGCAAGCGAUGUUUCCCAGGGGAACGAUAAAAAAAAAAGAAAAAACGAAACGAACGAGACAAAAAACGAAGACUCUGAGUGGCCGAUCGUAAAUCCCAAACCAAGCCUGCGCGACCAGAGAAAAAAAAGAAAAAGGAAAGAAGGACGACCUUGGGACCCGCCCUAGACAUAAUUUAUCAUUUGUUUUAAAACGCCAUGCUACGGACGUUCUGGUGCAUAUCCGCGGGUCCCACGAUCGUCGAUCUCCAUUUCUCUUUCGGCAGGUGUCCGUUUAGUAUACGAUCGCUCGAACAAGAU